GCCUUACUGUGCGAGCUGAGAGACAUAGUCUACGAGUACGCAAUCAUCACAUCCGCCAAGCAUGUCACCUGCGCUACCGUGCCUGAAUUCUACCGCGUAAGAUGGACUGAAUGACGCGACGGGUACAGUCCUUUCUGUUCAUGCGAUUGCCGCGUUCCAGAGACACCCCAUACUUCCUCAAUAAGCUCUGGUUCGGCAACGAUGUCACAUACGAAGCUGCCAUUGCGUUCUACCAGCUUGUUAUCAUAUCCGUAUCCCACCAAGAAGAUCUCAACUUCUGUUUGAAGACAGACGUCUUCCACACAGGUGUCGUUCCACGGCAACACGUCAAGUCUCUAGACAUAACGCUUACCUCAGAAGCAUGUCACGAGAGCGAGUUCGACUAUAGGUUUGGCCCUGAGAACGAACAACAAAUCCGUCACUUGAUCAAUACCGUACGUUGGCUGGACUCUCUACUUGGAUUGCCUAACCCAGCGAACUUGCGCAUCCAGGUAUUCGUCAAGGUCGCUUCCAAGAGGACUGCGGCGCAGCUGGAGGAACAACCUACGCCCCUGGUGAUGAAGAUGUGGGGCAGAGGCAACGAGAUACUCGUUAUGCACGAUCUCGACCCGGAGUAGGUUCCGUAUGCUGAAUACACGUUCGAGUUUUCCCGUGUCACAGCUCCUACGCCGAGUUGAUGAAGUUGCUACUUGACAGUACAAGUUAUCAGCCACGUCACAGAGGGAACACGCAGUGGGUCACGGACAUAGAAUGUUAACACAUGGCAUGGCGAAGGCGAAUACUAUGUACAGAUGACCUAGGGACUGAAUGGACAAACAAAAUAUGGCUCACGUCAACAUUGAGCUAUUAAUCUUCAU
Molecule: messenger RNA, 857 nt
Organism: Didymella exigua CBS 183.55
Lineage: Eukaryota; Fungi; Ascomycota; Dothideomycetes; Pleosporales; Didymellaceae
Exons: 1
Coding region: 111-617 (168 amino acids)
Source: RefSeq, a predicted model, not a curated record